GAUUUUUACAAUAAGGGGAGAUUGGGAGAGAGAGCUGGUUUUGUGCCGAUCCCCGGGCACAUACCAGGCACUCGCUGCAGCAGGAGGGUCGCUCCCGGAGAAGCUCCCGUGGCGGGACGCUCUCGAAGCCGGCAGCAACAAGACUGCGAGCGCUCGCUCUCUGCCUUUACCAUGAGCAACGCGAGUCAAAAGCUGGGCUCGCCCGCGGCACCAGCGGCGGCGGCGGCGGCGGCAGACGGAGAGAUGCCAGCCACCGAGAAGGACCUGGCGGACGACGCGCCCUGGAAGAAGAUUCAGCAGAACACAUUCACCCGCUGGUGCAACGAGCACCUCAAGUGUGUGAACAAGCGGAUCGCCAACUUACAGACAGACCUGAGCGAUGGGCUGCGCCUCAUCGCCCUGCUGGAAGUUCUCAGCCAGAAGAAGAUGUUCCGAAAGUUUAACCAGCGACCCAACUUCAGGCAGAUGCAGCUGGAGAACGUGUCGGUGGGCCUGGAAUUCUUGGACCGGGAAAAUAUCAAGUUAGUCUCUAUCGACAGCAAGGCCAUUGUCGACGGCAAUUUGAAGCUGAUCCUGGGUUUGAUAUGGACCCUCAUCCUGCACUACUCCAUCUCCAUGCCCAUGUGGGACGAGGAGGACGACGAGGCGAAGAAGCAGACGCCCAAACAGCGGCUGCUCGGCUGGAUCCAGAACAAGCUGCCGGACAUGCCUAUCACCAACUUCAGCCGUGACUGGCAGUCGGGCAAGGCCCUAGGCGCCUUGGUGGACAGCUGCGCUCCUGGCCUGUGCCCCGAUUGGGAGACCUGGGAUGGGACGAGGCCCGUGGACAACGCCCGCGAGGCAAUGCAGCAGGCUGACGACUGGCUGGGCAUUCCUCAGGUUAUCACCCCCGAGGAAAUCCUGGACCCCAACGUGGACGAGCAUUCCGUCAUGACGUACCUGUCGCAGUUUCCCAAAGCCAAGCUCAAACCGGGGGCCCCCCUUCGGCCAAAGCUCAAUCCAAAGAAAGCUAGAGCCUAUGGACCAGGCAUUGAACCAACUGGGAACGUGGUGAUGAGGAAGGCGGAAUUCACCGUGGAGACAGUGAGCGCCGGGCUUGGCGAGGUGCUCGUUUACGUCGAAGACCCUGCGGGCCAUCGUGAGGAGGCAAAGGUGACGGCGAACAACGACAAGAACCGCACCUACUCCGUUUACUACAUUCCCAAGGUGGUCGGACUGCACAAGGUGACCGUGCUGUUCGCAGGGCAGCACAUCUCCAAGAGCCCCUUCGAGGUGACGGUGGGAAAGGCCCAGGGCGAUGCCAGCAAGGUGACAGCCCAGGGCCCCGGGUUGGAGUCCCUGGGAAACGUCGCCAACAAGGCCACCUACUUCGACAUCUACACCGCAGGCGCCGGGGUCGGCAACGUGACGGUCACCGUGACCGACCCCAACGGCAAGGAGGACACGGUCAGUGUGGAGCUGGAGGACCGGGGAAACAACUGCUACCACUGCACCUACCGGCCCACCGUUGAGGGGCUCCACACCAUCACCAUCAGCUUCGCUGGUGCCCCCAUCCCCAAGAGCCCCUACUCGGUCACCAUCGCCAAAGCGUGUAACCCCAAUGCCUGCCGGGCCAUCGGCAGGGGGCUGCAGCCCAAGGGAGUGCGGCUAAAGGAGACGGCGGACUUCAAAGUCUACACCCAGGGAGCGGGCAGCGGAGAGCUGAAAGUGCUGGUGAAGGACCCGAAGGGUCUUGAGGAACUGGUCAGGCAGAAGGACCUGGGCGAAGGUGUCUAUGCCUGUGAGUACUACCCCAACACGCCGGGCACCUACAGCGUCACCAUCACCUGGGGCGGUCAGCACAUUCCUCGCAGCCCCUUCGAGGUGAAGGUGGGGUCCGAGGCCGGCCCGCAGAAGGUGAGGGCGUGGGGUCCGGGCCUGGAGGGCGGUGUGGCUGGACAGUCGGCCGACUUCGUGGUGGAGGCCAUCGGCACCGACGUCGGGACCCUGGGUUUCUCCGUCGAGGGGCCGUCCCAAGCCAAGAUCGAGUGCGACGACAAGGGGGACGGCUCGUGCGAUGUCCGCUACUGGCCCACGGAGCCCGGCGAGUACGCCGUCCAUGUCCUCUGUAACAACGAGGACAUCAAGUACAGCCCCUUCAUGGCCGACAUCCAGGCCGCCCCGCCCAACUUCAAGCCCGACAAGGUUCGCGCCUACGGCCCAGGCUUGGAGAGCACGGGGAACGUCAUCAACAAGCCCGCCGAGUUCACCAUUGACGCCAAGACCGCGGGCAAGAGCCAGCUGAAGGUGUACGGUCAGGACGCGGAGGGGAUGCCGAUCGACGUGCGGGUCCGAGAUAACAAAGACGGUACCUACUCAUGCUCCUACACACCGAAGCAGCCCAUCAAACACACCGUCCUGGUGUCCUGGGGUGGGGUCAGCAUCCCCAACAGCCCCUUCCGGGUCAACGUCGGGGCGGGCAGUCACCCGCAGAAGGUCAAGGUCUACGGGCCGGGAGUGGCCAAAACAGGCCUGAAGGCCUUCGAGCCGACGUACUUCACCGUGGACUGCGCUGAGGCCGGACAAGGUGACGUCAGCAUCGGGAUUAAGUGUGCCCCGGGUGUGGUGGGCCCGGCGGAGGCCGACAUCGACUUUGACAUUAUCCGCAACGACAACGACACCUUCACCGUGAAGUACACUCCCCCCGGCGCGGGCCACUACACCAUCAUGGUGCUGUUCGCCGACCAGGCCAUUCCGAUGAGCCCCCUCCGCGUGAAGGUGGAACCGUCCCACGAUGCCAGCAAGGUGAAGGUCGAGGGCCCCGGGCUGAGCCGAACUGGAGUGGAGAUGGGCAAACCGACCCACUUCACAGUCCACACCAAGGGAGCUGGCAAGGCCAAACCCAAUGCCCAGUUCACCGGGCCGACCAAGGGCGAGGCGGUGCGAGACAUGGAGAUUGUCGACAACCACGACGAGACCUACACCGUCAAGUACACGCCAGUGCAGCAGGGUAACCUCGGCAUCAGCGUCACCUACGGGGGCGACUCCAUCCCCAAGAGCCCCUUCAAUGUCGGCGUGGCGCCCUCGGUCGACCUGAGCAAGAUUAAGAUCACCGGGCUGAACGACAAGAUGGAGGUGAGCACGGACCAGGAGUUCACGGUGAAGUCGAAGGGCGCAGGAGGGCAGGGCAAGGUGGCUGCCAAGAUCCUGGGCCCCAAUAACAAGGCGGUGCCCUGCAAGGUGGAGCCUGGGCUCAGCGCGGACAACAGCAUCGUCAAGUUCAUCCCCCAGAGCGAGGGGCCCUACCAGGUGGACGUGACCUACGACGGUAUCCCCGUGCCGGGCAGCCCCUUCCCCGUUGAGGCCGUGGCCCCCUCCAACCCUGCCAAGGUUAAAGCCUACGGACCAGGCCUGCGAGGUGGUGUGGUAGGAUCGCCUGCCCCCUUCACCAUCGACACGAAAGGAGCCGGGGCAGGAGGCCUCGGCCUGACUGUGGAGGGACCCUGCGAGGCCAAGAUCGAGUGCCUGGACAAUGGUGACGGGACCUGCUCCGUGUCCUAUCUCCCCACCGAGCCUGGCGACUACUCCAUCAACAUCCUCUUUGCCGAGGCCCACAUCCCCGGCUCGCCCUUCAAGGCCAAGGUCCAGGGCUCCUUCGACGCGUCCAAGGUGAAGGCCUCGGGCCCGGGGCUGGAGAGGGCCCGGGCCGGCGAGCGGGGCAACUUCGAGGUGGACUGCAGCAACGCCGGAGCGGCCGAGCUCACCAUCGAGAUCAUCUCGGAGUCCGGGGCGCCGGCCGAGGUCCACGUGCAGGACAACGGCGACGGGACCUACACCAUCACCUACAUCCCCCUCUACCCGGGCACCUACACCAUCACCAUCAAAUACGGCGGGCAGCUGGUGCCCAAUUUCCCCGCCAAGCUGGAGGUGGAGCCGGCCAUCGACACUUCCGGCGUCCAGGUCUACGGGCCUGGAGUGGAGGGACUGGGAGUGUACCGGGAGGCAACGACGGAAUUCGAGGUGGACGCCCGGAAGCUGACCAGCACUGGGGGCAAGCACGUCCAAGCCCGCAUCACCAACCCCUCCGGCUCCCACACCGACGCCGUGAUUCGGGACAAGGGUGACGGGACCUACAAGGUCGAAUACACUCCAUUCGAGGAAGGUGUACAUUCCAUCGACGUUUCCUACGAUGACUCUCCCGUUCCGAAGAGCCCGUUCAAGGUGCCCGUGAAGGAAGGGUGUGACGCCGGCAGGGUGCGGGCCUACGGACCGGGCCUGGACGGUGGAAUCACCAACAAGCCCAACAAGUUCACCGUGGAGACCAGGAACGCAGGACCCGGUGGCCUGGGCCUUGCUGUCGAAGGCCCGUCUGAGGCCAAGAUCACCUGCAAGGACAACAAAGAUGGCAGCUGCUCUGUGGAAUACACGCCCUAUGAGCCGGGCACCUACGACGUCAUCAUCACCUACGGGGGCCAGCAGAUUCCCGGAAGUCCAUUCAAGGUUCCUGUGGGAGACACCGUCGACGCCAGCAAGGUCAAGUGCUCAGGACAGGGCCUGGGAAACAACGUCCGAGCCAACGUCCCACAAUCCUUCACUGUCGACACGAGCAAGGCAGGAGUGGCCCCUCUCAACGUCAGCGUGCUUGGGCCCAAAGGGGUGGUGGAACCAGUGCAGAUCGUGGACAAUCCCAACAGGACCAAGACUGUCAACUACGUCCCCACCUGCGAGGGCCCCUACACCAUUGGUGUCCAGUAUGGUGAUCAAGAGAUCCCACGGAGCCCCUACAAGGUGAAGGUUCUACCCACCCACGAUGCCAGUAAGGUCAGGGCCAGCGGACCAGGCCUCAACACGACCGGGGUGCCUGCCAGCCUGCCCGUGGAGUUUACCAUCGACGCCAAGGAUGCGGGCGAGGGCCUGCUGACCGUCCAGAUCACCGACCCCGAGGGCAAGCCCAGGAAGGCGAACAUCCGCGACAACGGCGACGGCACCUACACCGUCUCCUACAUCCCGGCCAUGGCCGGCCGCUACACCAUCCUCAUCAAGUACGGCGGCGACGAGAUCCCGUACUCCCCGUACCGCAUCCGAGCCCUGCCCACCGGCGACGCCAGCAAGUGCACGGUCACAGUGUCAAUUGGAGGUCACGGCCUAGGUAAGAUGCUUGCCUAUGUCACCUUGUCUUUAGUUUUAUGCUUGUUGCUCCCUCCUCACCCCCCCCCCACCCCAUUCCCUCCCUCCCUUAACAACCUCGGAGCACGUUGGCUAAUUGGUUUCCAAAAACCCCUCUGCACCCUGCCAGGCGAGGUCCUGAUGCCCUCCGGGAAGAAGGCCAAGCCCUACAUCGCGGACAACAAGGACGGGACGGUGACGGUCAAGUUCGCCCCCACCGAGCUCGGCCUGCAUGAGAUGAGCAUCAAGUACGAUGGGAAUCACAUCCCAGGGAGCCCCCUCCAGUUCUACGUGGACUUUGUCAACAGUGGCCACGUCAAUGCCUACGGACCCGGUCUGAUCCACGGCGUGGUCAACAAGCCCGCCGUCUUCACCGUCGAUACCAAGGACGCCGGAGAGGGCGGCCUGUCCCUGGCCAUCGAGGGCCCAUCGAAAGCUGACAUCAGCUGCCUGGACAACAAGGACGGGACGUGCACGGUCUCCUACCUGCCGGUGCUGCCAGGAGAUUACAACAUUCUGGUCAAAUAUAAUGACAAGCACAUUCCCGGAAGUCCCUUCGUGUCCAAGAUCACAGGGGACGACUCCAUGCGGAUGUCCCAGCUGAAGGUGGGGUCGUUGACGGACAUCCCCCUGCAGAUCGGUGAGACGGACCUGGGCCAGCUGGUGGCCACCGUCGUCGCCCCCUCUGGCCGGGAGGAGUCCUGCCUCCUGAAGCGGCUUCGCGACGGCAACAUCGGCAUCUCCUUCACCCCCAAGGAGGUGGGCGAGCACGUGGUGAACAUCAAGAAGAACGACCGCCACAUCGCCAACAGCCCCAUCACCGUCAUGAUCAACCAGUCCGAGGUGGGCGACGCCGGGCGGGUUCGCGUCACCGGCCCGGGGCUGACGGAGGCUCACACCUUCGAGCCGGCUGACUUCACCAUCGACACCAGGGAGGCGGUGAUGGGGGGGUUAUGGUGGCCUGGCCUCUCCAUCGAGGGCCCCAGUAAAGUGGAUAUCAGCACGGAGGAGCUGGAUAACGGCAGCUGCAAAGUCACCUACUGCCCUACCGAGCCCGGCAACUACAUCAUCAACAUCAAGUUUGCCGACCAGCAUGUGCCAGGCAGCCCGUUCACGGUGAAGGUGACAGGCGAGGGCCGAGUGAAGGAGAGUAUCACGCGGAGACGAAAGGCUGCGUCGGUCGCCAACGUCGGCAGCCAGUGCGACCUCAACUUGAAGAUUCCCGAGAUAAAUGUGGGGGACAUGACCGCCCAGGUGACGAGUCCUUCCGGAAAGAUCCACGAAGCGGAGAUCAUGGAGGGCGAGGAGAGCACGUACUGCAUCCGCUUCGUGCCGACGGAGAUGGGCGUCCACACGGUCAGCGUGAAGUACCGGGGCCAGCACGUCCCCGGCAGCCCGUUCCAGUUCACCGUGGGGCCGCUGGGCGAGGGCGGCCCACACAAGGUGCGAGCCGGGGGCCCCGGGCUGGAGAGGGCCGAGGCCGGCAUUCCAGCCGAGUUCAACAUCUGGACGCGGGAGGCGGGAGCCGGCGGCCUGUCCAUUGCUGUCGAGGGCCCCAGCAAGGCCGAGAUCGCCUUCGAGGAUCGGAAAGACGGUUCAUGUGGAGUGUCCUACGUCGUACAGGAGCCCGGUGACUACGAGGUGUCGAUCAAGUUCAACGACGACCACAUCCCAGACAGCCCCUUCAUCGUGCCCGUGGCCUCCCCGUCCGACGACGCCCGCCAGCUCACUGUUACGAGUCUUCAGGAGUCGGGCCUAAAAGUUAACCACCCAGCAUCCUUUGCUGUCUGCCUGAACGGGGCAAAGGGCAUGAUAGAUGCCAAAGUGCACAGUCCGUCAGGGGCGCUGGAGGAGUGUUGUGUAUCCGAGAUUGAUGAAGAUAAGUACGCGGUGCGAUUCAUCCCCCGGGAGAACGGCAUCUACCUGAUUGACGUGAAGUUCAACGGCUCACAUAUCCCCGGAAGCCCGUUCAAGAUCCGCGUGGGCGAGCCGGGCCAGGCCGGCGACCCGGGAAUGGUGUCGGCGUCGGGACCCGGACUGGAGGGCGGCGUUACUGGCGUCCCCACCGAAUUCGUCGUCAACACCUCGAAGGCCGGGCCGGGCGCCCUCUCCGUCAGCAUCGACGGGCCGUCCAAGGUGAAGAUGGACUGCCGGGAGUGUGCUGAAGGCUACCUGGUGACCUACACCCCACUGGCGCCUGGCCACUAUCUCAUCUCCAUCAAGUAUGGUGGCCCCUACCACAUCGUGGGCAGCCCCUUUAAGGCCAAGAUCACCGGCCAGCACCUCGUAACCAGCCACAGCCUCCACGAGACGUCCUCGGUCCUGGUGGACGCUGGCAGCAGGACCCUGGCGGCCGCCCCGCGCAGCGCCAGCCCCAAGCCGCCCUCCGACGCCAGCAAGGUGGCGGCCAAGGGCCUCGGCCUCAACAAGGCCUUCGUCGGGCAGAAGAACUCCUUCACCGUGGACUGCAGCAGAGCAGGUUCGAACAUGUUACUUGUUGGUGUCCACGGCCCCAAGGUGCCCUGCGAAGAGGUUCUGGUGAAGCACCUGGGGGGCAAACUCUACAGCGUGUCCUACAUCCUCAAGGAGAAAGGCAACUACACCCUCGUGGUGAAGUGGGGAGACGAUCACAUCCCCGGCAGUCCCUUCCAAGUCACUGUCCCCUGAUCCAACCCACCCCCCUACCAGCUUUGCACUCUGUUCCUGACUCCUGCUUCUGACCAUUAAAAUGCUUGUGGUGUAGUUCGGGGUGGAGAGAGCUGGCGGGGUGUGUGGCAUUGGGGGGGGUAGGGCGGGGGAAUAGCUUCUCCAGCACCCGCCUGCCCUUUCCGUGCUCUGGGUUUUGUCCGCUGAGAGAGUGGACACCUCCCCCGAUUAAGCGUCUGUCUCUCUUCGCCGGAGGGGUGUCACUCACUGUCAGGAUCUCUGGCCGGUGCUUUGGCUCUGUAGCCUUCCAUGGGCUGGGUUGUCUCUCUUUUCCUUAUAGCGCACAUCGCAACCAAAAACGACCAAUUAAAACUAUUGUAUAAUAA
Hypanus sabinus (Atlantic stingray) is the source of this 8177-nucleotide messenger RNA. Its product is annotated as filamin-A-like. The transcript is spliced from 46 exons. The record is from RefSeq and is a predicted model, not a curated record. The coding region runs from base 172 to 7812 and encodes 2546 amino acids. Gene Ontology annotation, molecular function: actin filament binding. NCBI's taxonomy places the organism in Eukaryota, Metazoa, Chordata, Chondrichthyes, Myliobatiformes, Dasyatidae. Gene Ontology annotation, biological process: actin cytoskeleton organization.